UGUUGUGUGAGAUAUUAAGGUCAAAGGUCAUUAUCAAUGUUAUGGAAUCCAAAAUGGACGCCUUGCUUCGUGUUGUGAGGAAGUCACCAAACGUAACUAAAGAUCAAGGGAAAAUAAAGCAUUCGAAAAUUCCUGAAGGAUGGGGUGAUGUUAGUGAGCCAGUUGUAGAAGGGGUGACAUUUUACUUAAAGUAUAUAGGAUCAACUCUUGUAGAAGAGCUCCAUUCAGACCAGACAUAUGGAGAUGGCAUCAGCGCUAAAGCAGUACAUACUAUCACAGCUAUGGCCAAAUCAGCUGGGAAAAAACUAAGAAAAACAGCUUUAACUGUGUCUCCCAAAGGCAUCCGCACAGUAGACAUGACAACGAAGCAGGUUAUGUUUGAUAUCUCAAUCUACAGAAUAUCAUUCUGCACUGCUGACAAAAACCAUGACCACGUUUUUGCCUACAUUGCAAGGAACACCACAAAUGAAACUAUGGAAUGCCAUGCAUUUUUGUGUGCAAAAAUAAAAAUUGCACAGGCUGUCACACUCACAGUUUCUCAAGCUUUCACUAUAGCUCAAGAAAAAUGGCAAGCAAAUAAAAAACUAAAGAAAGCCAUGAAAGAUGCUGCAAAGAAAGAAAAGAUUCAGUCUCAAGAAAUCGUUUUCAAGAAAAGUAAUGAUUCAAGCAUCAAUUCAGCUCCACUUAUUUCAUUCACUUCCACGCCCUCACCACCAAUGACACCUGAAAUUUCUACAGAUAUUUCUCCCCUUAAGAGCCAGAGCAUUGGGCAUAGAAAAAACUGGCAAAGUUUUGAUGACACAGAUGAUGACAUAGAUGAAAUGUUUUCAAGGCUGGCAGAGAAUCGUAUUAAAAAAAUGCCAUCCUUUGGUACAGACCUCAAAGAAGAUGACUUAGAGGAUGGCGUACAGAAAUAUAUGGCUGGCUCUGCUUGUUAUGAGGCUUUCUCACGCACUAUGUCUGUGGAUGACCUGCUCAGUUUGUGACUGCUUUCUUCUAUAGCUGGCGCCCAAACUAUUUAUUUUUUUGUUACAUUGAUGAUCCACCCACUACCCUUUAUAAAAGUCAUUCAGAACGUUUUUUUUAACUUUUUUGAUAAUUAAGAUUUGUCUCUCAAAAAGUAAACUAAAUUUGAUUUAUAGUUUUUAAAAAAAUCACAAGAUAUAUCAGUUGUGCUAGGCAUGCUGUCUUGGUAUUAUAUAUUGUAUUUAUCAGAUAGGUUUCUAAAAGUAAAUUUAAAAAAAAACUAGAUCAAGUUUAAAUCACAAGACAUGUGUUAGUUUUGCUAGAUGUCUUGAUAUUACAUUUUGUAUCAGUAUUAAUGUCUUAUUUUCAGAGGCCAUUUAAUACAAUCAGUGUAAUAUUAGUCUACAGUGAUGUAAUUUAACCACAUCAUUUUUAAGCAGGAUAAAACCAGAAAGAUUUUAGCUCUAUGUUAAUGAUACAAACUUUAAUUUUUAUAAAUUUCUAUUAUAGGAUAUUCAUUAAAAGGCAAUAUUCACCACUGUAAAAACCCACAUACAUUCUAUAGAAUAUAAUAUAAGAAAUAUUUCUAAAUUGUUAUCAGUCCACCUGCCAGUUUAACAAUUUGUCCUGACUGCCCUUAGUAAAGUAACUGUUGUUUCUUACAGUUUAUUUACUUAUUAAUUUAGUGACUAUCACACUAUUCUUGUAUAAUUGUUCAACUGAGAUGAAUGCUAGCGACAGUUUUUACAAGAUAUAAUUGAUCUGUAAUUUACACUAAUAUUCGUCUACUUUGUGUGGUGCUAUUCAACUUGUGUGUCAAUUUUAUAACUGUUAUACAUUUAUUUUUAUACAUAGUGAUUGUGAAAAAAUUAGGUCUUUGUGGAUGCUGUAUACAUUUUUAUACAAUUAAACCCACAGUGAAAUGACUCAUGAAAUAUAAAGUUUUACAUCAUAAUGAAAAGUUUUUUAUUUUUCAGGACAUAUGUUUUUGUUGGUAGAAUAUAUGAUCUUGAGUUUAAUAGAAUCAAGCCUCUUUCCUUCACAUCAUGUUAAAUUUAUUUCAUUUAUGUCAUCAAAGGCCAGUGUUAUAGCAUUUUCUUGAUACAUUUUCAUUUGAAAUGUUUUUAUUUUACAGCUUGUGGGUUUUUUUCCCUGGCAUAUCUUCUUUUGAAGUAUUUCAAAUUCAAAGUAUGUUGUGAAAAACCCACAGCAAUAAUGUUUACUCUCACUAAGGUUGUCUGCAGGGUAGAUAAUGCAAUUGUUUUCUCCCAGGAUCUCAGAACAUUUUUAAAAUUAGUUUUUGUGAAAAUAAACAUAGAAUAUAUAUUUUAAGUGGCCAUUCACAUUAUUUUUCUUUGCCUUUUUUUUAAUUUAACUCACAAGAUCUAGCAUAUACUUAGAAAAUCAAUAUAAAUGUUUUAUGGGACAGAUUUUUUUUGCAUUAAUUUUUUAAUGCCUGCCACAACUACAUAACUAGAGUAUUAUUAUGUAAGCACAUCUCAUUAUACUUUUACUUAUAAUAAUGUUUUAGUUUUGAGGAUGUUUUGAUGUAGGUAUCGAUUAAUACUUUAUUUUUUUUAAGUGUGUUGCAAUAUUAUCAUUUCAAUGUGUAUUAAUAACUUGGGCAUGUUCAUACACCUCUGCCUUUUGAAGGGCAGUUUGAUAAAGUGUAUUCUGCUUAUAUAUACCCAACACCUUACCUGCACCCUUUUAUUCAUGUAUCAUGUAUUUAUAUUUACAUUUAUUUUAAUAUAGAAAGUGUAUUUAGAGUUCAAACUAUUAAUCAGGUUUUGAAAUAAAAACUAUACCCUAUCUGAUUUUUAAUAAUAACCCUAUCUAAUUUUAAUCACAACAUUCAGUUUUCAUUUAAUUAUAAAUAAUAUUUUUCAAAGAAAAGGGAAAUUUAGGUACAGUUUUCUUGUACAUAAAAAAAAAAAAUUAAAAAUACACAGUGGCAAUACUUAUGAACAUAUUUAUGAAUGAAUACAUGUUAACUGGUGUGCAUUUAAUCUGUUUUAAGCCUCACAUCAGUAUUAUUAAUUCUUAACUUAAUGACUUUACUGUUCAAUUUAUUUUGGGUUAAAACUGGUUGUUACAUUUUUAAAAAUAUCUUUUUUUUUUUUUUUAAUUUAUCAUACUCUAAAUUUUCUUCAACUUCAAUUAAAAGCUUUUUUUUUUUAAAUGCUCACUUGUUCUGAAAGCAAAAGUAUAUUCCACAUAACUAGCAAGAGUUUCAAAUAUUGAAAGCUGCAUUUGGGAUUUAUUUUUUAAUAACUUCUGUUUAAAAUAGACAAUAGUUAAAAACACCCAGUAACCAUACAAUUAUCAUAAGUCCUGUUGUGCAAUCAAUACACAUACAUGUUUCUAGUUUGUUUUUGUUGUGCCAGAUAAAUGUUUUCUGUAUUAGGUCCUUGAGAGUUUAAUGUUCAUUGCUUCCCUUACCAACUUGGUUUGAUUAUGCAAGAGAAGAAUCAAAUGAUGGGAGGUGUGGGAAUACUAUUAUACUCUUUUCUACCCUAGGAAACAAACAAAAACACAUUAAUAGUUGGAUUAGAAGAAAUGAAAACAAAGGAAGAUAUAUAACAAUAAUUCUAACAAUGGUACAUUUUAAAAAAUGUUUAUUUUGCUCUCUGGGUGUGUCAAGUAUUUGUGUAUUCUAGUCUCAGCUCAGGAGUUCAUAGCAGUGAUAUCAGAGUCAACCUUUGUAUCCACUAUUUCAUACUGCUGUUAUGAAUAAUCCUUAGGUCAAAAUACUCACACAUGGCAACUUACUUUUUUCUGUUCACUGUUGUACUGAUUAACAUAUCAAUAUUCACUAUAAUAUUCACCAUGAUCAAGUGGUUUGUAAUUAAGUAUACUACAUUUUAGUAAAACAUCCUCAUACUUUUCUGUUGAAAGAUAUCAAUUGGAAAUGUGACCCUAAGAUGUUAUAAAAUCUCAAUUUCUCAAAGAUCUACUCUACAUGUUAUUCAUGAAACAUCUGCAUUAUGUAUGAAGAUUAUUUUGAGUAAGAUUUUUUAUUUUCUCACUUUGUAACCUCCUUAUAAAAUUGUACCAGUUUUAUAUUAAUUCUGAAAUAUCCUAUUUCCCUGAAAAUUCAGUGAAGGAAAGACAUUAGCGACAUUUAUGACAUUGGUUUAUUCCAGAACGAGUGUUAUUUUAUCUUUGCUGUAUUUUUUUUCCUUAUAAGUAAAAAUCAUAACAUUUUAUUUUGUUGCACUGACUUUUAAUCAUAAAAUACACAAUGUAUACCACACUGAGAUUCAAAGUCCCUAAAUAUAAAAAAAAAGAUUUUUUUUUAUGUUACAGGGUGAAAACAACACUAUGUUUUUAUUUCAAGAAUGUCAAGGCAUUUUAUAGUAGUUUUAGUACAUAAAAUUAGGUGAAGAGUUAUCAAUAUAGCUGUUGUUUUAAACCACUUUUUUUCAAAAGGGAGUAAAAUUGUUUGUAUAUUUCUUAUGUAAAAAUUAUGCAAACUUUUUUACUUAUAUUUUCAUUUUUUAGCUGAGGUGUAUAAAUAUAGCAAUAUUAAAAAAUUAUUUAAGUUUAUUUGAAAAAAGCUAGACUAUUAUCAUCAAGAAAACUUAUUGUGGAAUUGUGAGCUAUCCCUGAUUUGACACAAGUGUAUUAAGAAUGAUAUUUUAAGAAUUUUUUUUAUCUUCUUCAUAUCUGUUAUGCAGACAUUGUUUUUUUUUUUAAAUGUUCAUGUAUAGGAAUGUUUAUGUAUAUUUUUGACACUGAGAAAUUAUGUCAUAUUUUAUAAUUGCAAAUUAUACUUAAUUGCUUGAGUAUAUUAAAUAUUUACUUUGCUUAAACGUU
Messenger RNA from Physella acuta, 4785 nucleotides. RefSeq names its product low density lipoprotein receptor adapter protein 1-A. The record is from RefSeq and is a predicted model, not a curated record. Lineage: Eukaryota; Metazoa; Mollusca; Gastropoda; Physidae.